ACUCACUCUACAGGCCAGGCUGGCCUCGGACUCAGAAAUCCACCUGUCUCUGCCUUCCACCUGCUGGGAUUAAAGGCGUGUGCCACCACAUGCAGAAGACUUCAUUCUUAGUGGAGGCCCAAGAUUGCAUUUAUCAAGCAGGAUGCUACAGUAGAGUUGCAGCAAAGCCACUGUUUUGAAAUGCCCAGUGUUGAAAGCCUGAGAUCGCUGCACUCCAUUCUGAAGGGAGGACGCUGAGUGUCCUGUCAGAGCAGCAGUUGCUCCCUGUGACCAAAAACAGCAUUUGGCUAAUGAGCAAAGUGUCGAGGUCAUCGAGCGUGGCAGAGGACAUCUGGGAAACAGAGGAUGACAUGACGGAAGGUGACCUAGGGUAUGGCCUCGGGAGAAAACCCGGUGGUAUUUAUGAAUUUCCGUGUUCGACUACAUCUAAGAAAAGGUCAGAUGGAAAGAUCCCAAGCCCACCUCCGUUUCCAAGAAAGGGGGAAGAAAGAAGCGAAGCCGUUUUCCAGUAUUCCAGGAAUAAGGGCUUACAGGAUACAUGCGCUCACGGAUGCAGAGCAUCCGGCUACAGAAGACAGAGCAGCACUGAUUCUAAUUCAGAAUUGUCAGAUGAACAAUUAAGGCAACGUCUUCGUGAAGCUUUAGAGGAAGUAGAGAUUUUAAAAACAGAACUUGAAGCAUCUCAAAGACAACUUGAAGGUAAAGAGGAAGCGUUGAAAAUUCUUCAAAGCAUGGCAAUGCUUGGCAAAGCCACAAGCCACACACAGACAAUGCUUCAAAAAACUAUAGAACAAAAGAGAUCUCUGGAGAAGGAAAUAAAUGCCUUGCAGUGGGAAAUGGAAUUUGAUCAGGAUAGAUUUAAAAAUAUAGAAGAAUCUUGGAUCCAAAAAUAUGACAGGCUAAACUGUGACAAUGCAGUCCUCAGAGAGAAUCUGCAGUUGAGAACAGAGGAGAUAAAGAUGCUCAAGUCUGAAAAUGCUGUUUUGAAUCAGCGGUACUUGGAGGCCCUCGCCAUGCUUGAUAUCAAACAGCAGAAGAUGGCUCAGGAGAACAUGGGUCAGGAGGAGCGUGGCUUUACAGAGGUAUCAGGUCUCGAGCUUGCGGUCCUUGGAGCCUGUCUGUGUCAUGGUCCUGGAGGGAGCCCCUGUUCUUGUGCCAAAAUGGCAGCAUCCACUCAGAAACUGGUUCUUCAGCUCAGACAUGAGUUGGAAACUCUGCAGAAGAGUAAGGAAGAGGCACACAUAACGGCAGAUGCAUUCAGAAUUGCUUUUGAGCAACAAUUAAUGAGGAAAAAUGACCAGGCACUGAGACUGGCACGAGGGGAUAUGUGUAGAAGAACAGCAACGUGGAUCAACAGGCAACGCCAGGCAGAGGAUGGCUAUCCGGCACAAAGGAGGAAGAAGACCUUAGGGCAAAGACUGCUGGGGAUCCUCCCUUCAGAAAACAGUUCCAAGGCUGCUGAAGACCAAGACAAUCCGCAAGAGGUCUUUAAGAUGCUGAUAGAGUUGUUGAAUGAUAAAGAAGAAGCACUUGCUCAUCAAAGAAAGGUUAGUUACAUGCUUGCUCGGGCACUGGAAGACAAAGACACUGCCUCGAAAAAGAAUAAAGAAAAAAUUCCCAUGAGCCAGACUUUCCCAUUCAGAACUGCCUGGCAGGAUGCUUCAGAGCUCUGUGGUCUGCGUGAUCCAGUGCAUUCAAAUGUCCAUGUUUCUGAACCCGUGGGUUGCAUUUGUUCAAUACGGCAUCCUCAAAAAGUUUCAGACUGCUCAAGAACUCUUAAAAGAUCCUGUUCUUUGCCAUCCAAUAUAUUUUACAAAUAUACCACUUGAAAUUAGAAUUAAAGAUGCUAAAAAUCAGAUUUUGGAGCUAGAAAUGGCGCUCAGAGGUAGAGAUUUGGUUAGCGUGUAUACGGCCUUGGUUUAACACAUGGUGGUGCGUGUCUUUAACCCUGGUACUGAGGAAGCAGAGGCAGGCAGAUCUCUGACUUUGAGGCCAGCGUGGUCUACAGAGCAAGUUCUGGAACAAAUGCUUCAUAAGGAAGAAGAACAAAAUUAAACAGGCCUUGGGUUUGAUGUUCAGCAUUGCAAAGACUUUGUCUGGAGGCUCAUGCCUGUAAAUCCAAGCACUUGGGAGACUGAGGCAGGAGGACUACUGUGAGUUUGAGGGGUAACUAGAUUAUAUUAAGACUGUUGCCAAAACAGAAAAACAACCAUGUAAAUGUCAAUAUUAAGAAGCUGUAUGCUUUCAAGAUGUUUUAAAAAUUUAUUAGCACAGUAAUUUACAAAGUAGUUUCACUAUAUCUUAAUACAUGUAUUAAUAUAUGUGUUUUGAUCACAUUCCCCCCUUUGAAUUUUAAGAUGCAGCUUAAACAAGGAAACCCUUAACACAUGUCUUACAAGAAAUGUAUUAGUAUUUGUGUUGACAUUUUUUAUAAACCAAUUUCCAUAUUUUA
Molecule: messenger RNA, 2452 nt
Organism: Grammomys surdaster
Lineage: Eukaryota; Metazoa; Chordata; Mammalia; Rodentia; Muridae
Gene: Ccdc125
Product: coiled-coil domain containing 125
Exons: 13
Coding region: 291-1829 (512 amino acids)
Biological process (GO): negative regulation of cell motility; negative regulation of Rho protein signal transduction
Cellular component (GO): cytoplasm
Source: RefSeq, a predicted model, not a curated record